CGAUUCUGCUUGCAGCCGGUUCUGUCCUGCUGUCGCUCGGGGGUGGGGACUCUGCUGAAGGGGGCCAGUAGCCUGGCCAGCCCCAGCCGGUGGCCCCCCGGGUCACCCUGCCCUACAGGCCCUUCUCCCCAAAAACACAUUCCAGAAACCGCACUCUUAGCUGACAGGAGCCCUGGAUCCGAGACCUCAACCAGCGAAAACUCCCCCUGAAUGAUGGGUGAGACGUUCUCCCAGUCGGGCUCUCAGGAGGAGGAGAACAAGUCAAUCCUGCCCCCCAGCCUGGCAUUUGGCAGCAAGGCUGCCUGCUACUCCAGCACCCGAAGCAGCAAGUCUUUUUGUUCCCGCGAGCCUUGUGAUGGGGCUGCCAGCACCAGCUUUGUGACUUGUCCCACCUGCCAGGGCAGCGGGGAGAUCCCGCAAGAGCUAGAGAAGCAGCUAGUGGCCCUCAUCCCCUAUGGGGACCAGAGGCUGAAGCCCAGGCGCACGAAGCUCUUCGUGUUCCUGGCAGUGUUCAUCUGCCUUGUGACCUCCUCCCUCAUCGUCUUUUUCCUGUUUCCCCGGUCCAUCGCCGUGCAGCCCGCGGGCCUCAACUCCUCCACGGUGGCCUUUGACGAGGCUGACAUCCACCUCAACAUAACGAAUAUCUUAAACAUCUCCAAUAGCAAUUACUACCCCAUCACUGUGACCCAGCUGACCAUCGAGGUUCUGCACCUGUCCCUCGUGGUGGGGCAGGUCACCAACAGCCUCCUCUUUCACAUCGGCCCUUUGGCCAGCGAACAGAUGUUUUAUGCAGUGGCCAACAAAAUCUGGGAUGAAAAUACCUACAAAAUCUGUUCCUGGAUGAAAAUCAAAGUCCACCAUGUGCUUUUGCACAUCCAAGACAGCAACAAAGCCUGCUUCCUCUCCAGGGGCACCCUGACCUGUUCCUGCCUGAGCCAUUCAGAGCAGCUAGUCUUCCAGAGCUAUGAAUACGUGGACUGCCGGGGAAACACAUCGGUGCCCCACUUGCUGGUCCCUCACCCGCCGUGACCUGUCUGCUGUUCCCGAACCCCAGGCCCCCGCCAGGUUGGGCUCUGUCUCCCUGAGCCCAAGGAAGGACUACAGUGACUUUGCCAAAGGAAAAGCCCUGCUUUAUUCUACCUCCUCCCCACCACACACACACCCUCAGCACAGGAAGCCCUAUGUGAAAGUUAACUUUACACACACACAUGCACGCACGCACACCUCUCACGUCCUCUGACUUCCACAGGAAAAGAAGUCUGGUUCUUCUAGGGCCCAGCGCCAGGCUUUCCCCUCGGUCUGUCCUGAGGAGAGUCUGAUCUGAUGUGUAUUCAGAGCUGCCUUAGAGUCCCUGGAGUGGCAUCUGCUUUCUGUACUGAGCACCGUGGUUGCCUAGCCCCUCUGGGGCUGGCCUUCCUCCCGCCUGAAGAGAGAAAUCUUUCCUUUUAUCUGGCUUUUAAAACCUGGAUCUUUUUCACGUUCUCCACCCAGUGGUGGGAAAGUGACUUGAGGGACAUCCAUGCUGUCUCGUGCCUUCCUGCUUGGUCAUGUGACAGAGUGGUGGCGCUGGUCGGCUUCUCUCCUGGUAACUUGGGCCCUGACAGCGAGGUUGGCUAAGGCCCUUUGGCUCGGCAGCCUCCCUGGUUAAAGACUGUCCCAGUUCCUAGGAAGACAGAGCUGUUCUCUGGCUAAAGCUUCUCUCCAUAAAGAUCGUUUUCUUAUUCUCAUCACAGCAGGAGUGAAUGUAGUAGCGGGGGAGAGAGGCAUCUGGCACCCCCUCCGCCUCUCCAGGAAAAACAGAGAUGAAGCCAGAGUCAAUAGUUAGGCUUCUGGCUGGUGGUCGGCCCACAAUGCUGAGCCCGUGUGAGUGGACACAGGUCGGUCAGACGGCGGUGUCAGCUGCCGCCCGGUGACGGCCUACAGAGGUGAAGCUGUCAGGAUUCGGCCAAGCUGCUGGCGCUCCAGCAUCCCCAGCAUAGCUCCAGGGCCCAUCCUCUGCUCCCAGAGGCCUCUGCUUUCCUUCGGGCGUGCACAGGCUGGAACCGCACAUCAGUAGGGACCGGUCUCGACCUCUCCUCUUUGCUGUCACUCAGAUGCAGAAGCGAAGUCCUAGAUAAUGCAGGUUCCCACUGGGCUCCAGAUGGAGGCGGUCUGUGGUGUCGCUGAGCAGGAAUGGUAAUUGCUCACUAAAGGGAGCUGUGGUUUUUCUCAGGCCGGGAGGUGAACUUAGGUGGUGGGGCAAGCUGAAUGCGAAGUUGGAUGGAUGGAGAGAGGGCAGUGGGGACAGCACCUGGCUAGCUGGCUGGGGGGACAAGGGGAAAGAAGGAGGUUGUCCUGUCUCUGUGCUUUCGGGCCUGAGUAAUUGGAGUCAAGAAGAUACUAGCAGGAGCACAGAAGUCCAGAAAGGCCAGGCUGGAGUUUCCGCUGUGUGUUGGUUGCCAAAUGUCAAGGAUUCAUAUCGUCUUCAAUAAACUAUACUUCACAAUGUUAAA
Molecule: messenger RNA, 2492 nt
Organism: Leptonychotes weddellii (Weddell seal)
Lineage: Eukaryota; Metazoa; Chordata; Mammalia; Carnivora; Phocidae
Gene: TMEM106A
Product: transmembrane protein 106A
Source: RefSeq, a predicted model, not a curated record